AUGGCAGGCGGCUUGGCGGCAGGAAAGGGGGCCAGUGGGGAGACACAAAUGGGUCCCAGUCUGCUGGGUGGAAUCAGUUUUUGGGAGGAGAAAUCACCAACACCUCAUGGCCCCAUUGUCUGCGUACGCGGUAGUUCAGCCGUCAAUAUUAAAAGGGUACCGAAGGCCGUUAUGCCGGAUAUCAAGCAGUCCACAAUCACCAACGCUCACCUGAUUGGGAGGAGAAGCGAGAGCAGGUGGGGCAAAACCAAGGUCCCCGACCUUUUCUUUUGGUUUGAAUGGGUCCAGUUCAUCCUCGGCAUGUCCCAUCGGCCCUUGGAGACAGUAAAGGGCGCCUUCAGCUGUGGCAAAAAAUGA
Messenger RNA from Pyricularia grisea, 357 nucleotides. RefSeq lists its product as uncharacterized. The transcript has 2 exons. The coding region runs from base 1 to 357 and encodes 118 amino acids. NCBI's taxonomy places the organism in Eukaryota, Fungi, Ascomycota, Sordariomycetes, Magnaporthales, Pyriculariaceae. The record is from RefSeq and is a predicted model, not a curated record.